AUGAAUUCGAUCCCAGAAAUGGAGAGCUCGAACUCUGAAUACGCAAGUUUCAACAACAUAGGCAACACCAGCACAACCAACACAACUAUGUCAGUCUCAAACUCAUCAUCGCCAUCCUCCACCACUCCAAGUCGGUAUGAGAAUCAAAAGCGCCGAGACUGGAACACCUUUGGUCAAUACCUCAAGAACCACAGGCCCCCUCUUUCUCUCUCCAGGUGUAGUGGUGCUCAUGUCCUUGAAUUCCUUCGCUACCUUGACCAAUUUGGCAAGACCAAAGUGCACACACCAAUCUGCCCUUUUUAUGGCCACCCAAACCCACCAGCCCCCUGCCCCUGCCCUCUCCGCCAAGCCUGGGGCAGCCUUGAUGCGCUUAUUGGACGCCUCCGGGCAGCCUUUGAGGAAAAUGGAGGGAAACCUGAAGCAAACCCUUUUGGAGCUCGUGCUGUUAGGCUUUAUCUUCGCGAGGUUCGUGAUUUACAGUCUAAAGCAAGAGGGAUUAGCUAUGAGAAAAAGAAGCGUAAGCGUCUACCACAGCAACAAAUCCAAGCCCUGCCACUACCACCACCACCAGGCGCUACUUAA
Molecule: messenger RNA, 582 nt
Organism: Dovyalis caffra
Lineage: Eukaryota; Viridiplantae; Streptophyta; Magnoliopsida; Malpighiales; Salicaceae
Source: the annotation of a GenBank genome assembly